CAAGAUAGGCGGUAUGGUGGCCGUACUCCUUUGAGUUAUGCAGCGCACUAUGGCCAUGAAGCUUGUUUACGAGCGCUGCUCUCCUGCGGUGCCCACAUCGAGGCCGCCGAUGAGGACGGCCGGACGCCGCUGUUGUCUGCCGUGAUUGGGAAAGGGGGGAGGAAUGAGGCCGUUGUGCGGCUGCUGCUUGACCGGGGCGCGCAGAUUGAGGUGACUAACGAGUACGGCUGGACGCCGCUGUUGCUUGCCGUGGGUUAUUAUGGGGUAAGGAAUGAGGCCGUUGUGCGGCUGCUACUUGACCGUGGCGCGCAGAUUGAAGCAGCUGACAAGGACGGCCGGACGCCGUUAUCGUAUGCUGCAGAGAAUAGGAGCGAGAACGGGAACGAGAAUGAGCCUGUGAUACAGCUGCUGCUUAACCGGGACGCGCAGAUUGAAGCAGCUGAUAAAAAUGGCCGGACGCCGUUAUCGUAUGCUGCAGAGAACGGCAACGGGAUCAAGGCCAUUGUACAGCUACUGCUUGACCGGGGCGCGCAGAUUGAGGCGGCUGACAAGGACGGCCGGACGCCGUUAUCAUAUGCUGUAGAGAAUAGAAGCAAGAACGGCAAUGAGGCCGCUGUGCAGCUGCUGCUUGACCGGGGCGCGCAGAUUGAAGCAGCUGACAAAGACGGCCGGACGCCGUUAUCGUAUGCUGCAGGGAACGGGUUUGGGAACGAGGCCAUUAUACGGCUGCUGCUUAACCGGGGCGCGCAGAUUAAGGCAGCUGACAAGGACGGCCGGACGCCGUUAUCAUAUGCUGCAGGGAACGGGAAUAGGAACGGGAACAAGAACGAGCCUGUGAUACGGCUACUGCUUGACCAGGGCGCGCAGAUUGAAGUAGCUGACAAGGGCGGCCGGACGCCGUUAUCGUAUGCUGUAGCGAAGUGGAACUGGAACGGGGACGAGAACAAGCCUGUGAUACAGCUGCUGCUUGACCGGGGCGCGCAGAUUGAAGCAGCUGACAAAGACGGCCGGACGCCGUUAUCGUAUGCUGCAGAGAACAGGAGCUGGAACAGGAAUGAGGCCGCUGUGCGGCUGCUGCUUGACCGAGGCGCGCAGAUUAAAGCAGCUGAUAAAGACGGCCGGACGCCGUUAUCAUAUGCUGCAGGGAACCGGACAAACUGGGACCGGAACUCAAACGAGGCCACUGUAUGGCUGCUGCUUGACCGGGGCGCGCAGAUUGAAGCAGCUGACAAAGACGGCCGGACGCCGUUAUCAUAUGCUGCAGAGAACAAGAGCGAGCACGGGAAUGAGGCCGCCGUGCGGCUGCUGCUUAACUGGGGCGCGCAGACCGAGGCGGCCGACAAGCAUGGCCGGACGCCGCUAUCGUACGCCAUGGAUCGGGAAGGGGGUAGGAAUGAGGCCGUUGUGCGGCUGCUCCAAUUACAUAGUGCUAAACCUUCGUCGAUAAUAUCGUCUUAACCUGUUACAUACCUAGUAUCUUGGGCAAAUAGAAACUGCGAGAAACUGCUUCCGCAAUCUCACAC
Trichoderma virens Gv29-8 is the source of this 1523-nucleotide messenger RNA. RefSeq lists its product as uncharacterized. Bases 1025 to 1447 code for a protein of 140 amino acids. The record is from RefSeq and is a predicted model, not a curated record. The transcript has a single exon. Lineage: Eukaryota; Fungi; Ascomycota; Sordariomycetes; Hypocreales; Hypocreaceae.